CUGAACCAAUACCAAAAUUAGAGUAUCACUAUUUACAUCAACAAGUACCAAUACCAUCACCCUCAUUAACUCACAUAUAAUAUCCUUCCAUCUUAAAACAACUUUUUUAUUUUUCUAUCAUUUACAUCAAAAUUAUAGGGUCAUCCCCAUUCUAAUUUUUCUCUUUUCUCUACACACAUGUCUUUGUUUCAUUGCUAUAUGCAAUAACUAAAAAACUUGUACAUAUUCAACAAGAGACACACCAUUUACUCUCUCUCUCUCUCUCUCCCUUAGUAUAGACAUGGCUCUUCUUCAACCUACACCUUGAAAUCAACAAAAUCUUGUGUUUGUUUGUCUCUAUGUUUGUUAGACUCAAACACAGAUAGUGAUAUCUAUUUCAUUGUCUUGUUUUUUGUUCUGUUUUUGCAUGAAACAGAGUACUCUGUUUCAUCUCCUUUGUGAUGAGGUAUAUUAGGACAAAUAGCUUUAAGAGACUCUUCUCAUUCAAAAAACGUUCUUUAGAGGAAGAAAAAGAUAACACCUUGAAGAUUCUUCCAUAUGAAGAACAACAUUUUCAAAAACCCACUUGGAAAUGUUUCUCCUAUGAAGAGUUGUUUGAUGCCACCAAUGGCUUCAACUCAGAAAACAUUGUUGGAAAAGGAGGCUAUGCAGAAGUUUACAAAGGAAUAUUGAAAAAUGGUGAAGAAAUUGCUGUGAAGAGAUUAACAAGAACUUCAAGAGAUGAGCGAAAAGAGAAAGAGUUUUUGACAGAGAUUGGUACAAUAGGACAUGUUCGUCAUACGAAUGUCUUGUCUCUCCUAGGAUGUUGUAUUGACAAUGGACUUUACUUUGUUUUUGAGUUAUCCACAACAGGUUCUGUUUCAUCUAUUCUUCAUGAUGAAAAGUUGGCACCUUUAGAUUGGAAAACUAGGUGUAAGAUAGUUCUUGGGACGGCGCGUGGACUUCACUACUUGCAUAAAGGUUGCAAGAGGAGAAUAAUUCAUAGAGAUAUCAAAGCAUCAAACAUUUUAUUGACCAAAGAUUUUGAACCACAGAUAUCUGAUUUUGGAUUAGCAAAAUGGCUUCCAUCUCAAUGGACUCAUCAUUCAAUUGCUCCAAUAGAAGGAACAUUUGGACAUUUGGCACCAGAAUACUAUUUGCAUGGAGUGGUGGAUGAGAAGACAGAUGUGUUUGCAUUUGGUGUUUUCUUGCUUGAAGUCAUUUCUGGUAGGAAACCUGUUGAUGGGUCUCACCAAAGCUUACAUAGUUGGGCUAAACCAAUUUUGAACAAGGAAGAGAUAGAAGAGCUAGUAGAUGCAAGGCUUGAAGGGAGUUAUGAUGUGAAACAAUUAAAGAGAUUUGCCUUUGCUGCCUCUCUUUGUAUUAGGGCAUCUUCCACUUGGAGACCUAACAUGAGUGAGGUAAUGGAAAUAAUAGAGGAGGGAGAGAUUGAUAAAGAGAAAUGGAAAAUGCCAGAGGAAGAAGAAGAACAAGAAGAUGAAUUCUGGGGGUUUGAGGAUUUGGAAUAUGAAUAUGAUACUUCAUUUUCAAUGUCUUUAAUUGAUUCAGUUGAAAGUAUUUAGUUUUCAGUUGCAUGUGUUUUUAUGUAUAUACUACUACUACUACAUGAAAUAAAUUAAAAAUUAAGGGGUUGAUUAUGUUAA
Lathyrus oleraceus (garden pea) is the source of this 1643-nucleotide messenger RNA. Its product is annotated as probable receptor-like serine/threonine-protein kinase At5g57670. The transcript is spliced from 7 exons. The record is from RefSeq and is a predicted model, not a curated record. Gene Ontology annotation, biological process: protein phosphorylation. Gene Ontology annotation, molecular function: ATP binding; protein kinase activity. The coding region runs from base 441 to 1562 and encodes 373 amino acids. NCBI's taxonomy places the organism in Eukaryota, Viridiplantae, Streptophyta, Magnoliopsida, Fabales, Fabaceae.